AUGGAGCGGUUACGCGCUCGUACUUACGAUCUAUAUAUACGGGCCAAGGUAACCAAGGACAAUCAUUACACGAAGCUACGCGAUUAUCUGGGCAUGUUGCUGAACAAGGGCACUCAUAGACCAUUUACCGGUCAAGACCUAAGCACAGCUGUCUUCGGAGCAUGGAGUGUGCGUACUCUUACUCGCGAUCCAUCAGGACUCACAAAGUCCAGACGCUAGUCAAGACCUACGCACAAUUUGCUCUGGGGUAUGUAGCUUGAGUGCGAAGAUGGGGCUGUCUCACUUGACCUUUCAAGCGAGGACAGACCACAACUUCCGAACCAAGAAGCACAAUUCCUUGAUCGAAGCAGUAAUUGCCCAAAUGUGCAACGAGGUCAAUGUCAACUAAUUUGAACGGUCCCUCAUAUACGCCAUCUCUACUGGUCGUGCUACAACCAAUUUGGCUCUGUAGGGAGAACCACUCAACAGAAUCAACCCUAACGCCGCACCAUUCACACCAUCAAAGCUGUCCUGCCCCGGAGACCGCAACUGCGACCAAUAAACCACUGCAGUUAUCGUGGCCCAUGCCCGACCGAACUUCACGGCAGAAACUCAUAACACAACACACGCAGGAUCACAUGCCUCGCCCCACUUUACCAACAGCUCGCCAAUCACGUACUCAGCAUAGGAUUCUGGUGUAACUUUACCAUCGAACUCGGUGAAGACAUGUGCACCUAUAUAAAACCGUACAAACUCUUGAAUCUCCAGCUAACUUUCAUGGCAGGAUUCAAAAUCCAACAGAGAAAGAAAUUGACUUCCGAGAACACCGAACCCACUUCGAAUCCCAACGAUCGACUCCUGAUUUCAAAAGCGAAUAUACGACGUCAACAUAUACAUACAAGCGGUUGAAUACAAGGACACACAGAGAAUACUUGACAGCUUGGAAUAUAAGCUAUGGAAGAGAAGAAGGCAAGCAUCGAGAGCAAGUUGGGGGAGAAUUCCAAGCAAAUUGCGAUUUCAAGGAGACGGUGGGACGUUCAAAAUUAGAAUGGAUGAAGGAGGAUAUAUACGAAAGGAUUGCUAGAAAGGGUCCAAAAAAGUACUGCAAAAUGUAUCAACGAAUUUCUGGAAGAGCUGUAAACUAGAAUGGUACGGAACAGUACAAUAGAAGGGAUGGGAAUGAAGAUAAAUAAGUGGGUACUUUCAUAUUACCAAAAUAGAAAGUUUUGGUGUAU
This is a messenger RNA of Hymenoscyphus albidus, 1214 nucleotides long. NCBI's taxonomy places the organism in Eukaryota, Fungi, Ascomycota, Leotiomycetes, Helotiales, Helotiaceae. The record is from the annotation of a GenBank genome assembly.